Molecule: messenger RNA, 1453 nt
Organism: Panicum hallii
Lineage: Eukaryota; Viridiplantae; Streptophyta; Magnoliopsida; Poales; Poaceae
Product: trihelix transcription factor ASR3-like
Exons: 2
Coding region: 1-1188 (395 amino acids)
Source: RefSeq, a predicted model, not a curated record
AUGUCGGCCAACACCGUGGCCAAGGCGACGGCGGCGCCCAUGUCCGGGUCAUCCGACCCCUCGCCGUCCUCGUCCGCCGCGGCGUCCCCGCUCGCGCUGCUCCGCCCGCACCCGCACGCCCACGCCCAUGCGGGACACCUGACGCCGCCCUCGCCGGCGUCCGGGGGCCCCGCGCCGCCGCCGCCAUCCCCGGCGUCCGCGCCACGGGACUACCGCAAGGGCAACUGGACCCUCCACGAGACGCUCAUCCUCAUCACGGCCAAGCGGCUGGACGACGACCGCCGGGCCGGCGCUGGCGGGGCCGCCCACGGCCACGGCCACGGGUCGCCCACGACGCCGCGGUCGGCGGAGCAGCGGUGGAAGUGGGUGGAGAACUACUGCUGGAACCACGGCUGCCUGCGCAGCCAGAACCAGUGCAACGACAAGUGGGACAACCUCCUGCGCGACUACAAGAAGGUCCGCGACUACGAGUCCCGCACCGCCGCGGCUGCCACCGCCACCGCCGCGGCGACCGGCGGCGGCGGCGGCACGGGCGCCCUCCCGUCCUACUGGUCCAUGGAGCGGCACGAGCGCAAGGACCGCAACCUCCCCACCAACCUGGCGCCCGAGGUGUUCGACGCGCUGACGGACGUGCUCUCCCGCCGCGCCGCGCGGCGCGGGGGCGCGGCGAUCGCGGCCGCCCCGCCACCCCAGCUCGCGCUGCCGCCGCCCCCGCCCCCGCCCCCGCCUCCACCAGCGCCGCCAUCCCCGCCGAAGCCCCUCGUCGCGCAGCCCCGCGCCCCGCCGCCGCCUCCCCUGCCGCUUCCGACGGCGGUGGCGCCGCCGGCGACGUCGGUUUCCGCUGAGGAGCUGACGGGGUCGUCGGAGUCCGGCGAGGAUGAGGACGGGUCGGAGGAGGAGGAGGGCGAGGAGCCGGAGCCGAAGCGGCGGCGUCUGAACCGCCUGAGCUCGAGCGUGGUGCGCAGCGCGACGGUGCUGGCGCGCACCCUGGUGGCGUGCGAGGAGAAGCGGGAGCGGCGGCACCGGGAGGUCCUGGAGCUGGAGGAGCGGCGGCUGCGGCUGGAGGAGCAGCGCACGGAGGUGCGGCGCCAGGGCUUCGCGGGCCUCAUCUCCGCAGUCAACAGCCUCUCCACCGCCAUCAACGCGCUCGUCUCCGACCACCGCAGCGGCGACUCCGCCUCCCGGUGACCGCCGCCGGCGGUCGUCGUCCAUUCGCCGAUCGCCUAGCUCGUGCCCUCCACCGUACCUAGCUAGCGUUCGCAUUGUGCAAUCUGAGAGGUGUAAAUAAGGUGAUGAUUGAUCGAUUGUGUUGGAGAGGCUCUGACUAGAAAAUAUUUUUUGGAGGUGCGUCGCUAGCGUUGUUGGUCGCGUGCAUGCAGGCAUCAUCGAUUUCAGCAUGUCCUAGCUAGCUAGGUGUCUUGUUCCUGGCCGGUUUGAUUUGAUGAGCUCCUUC